UACAACCAAACAAUCAGCAAGAUGACUAGCCUCUCCGCCAAGGACAAGGAGACAGUGAGGACCUUCUGGGACAAAGUGUCCGGCAAAGCAGAGGACAUCGGCACCGAUGCUCUGUCCAGGAUGCUGGUGGUGUACCCGCAGACCAAGACCUACUUCUCCCACUGGAAGGACCUGAGCCCCGGCUCUGCCCCCGUGAGAAAGCACGGAAAAACCGUGAUGAAUGGAGUUGGAGAUGCUGUGAGCAAAAUUGAAGACUUGACAAGCGGUCUGCUGAACCUCAGCGAGCUGCACGCCUUCACUCUGCGUGUGGACCCUGCCAACUUCAAGAUUCUUGCUCACAACAUCCUUGUUGUCCUGGCCAUAAUGUUCCCCCAGGACUUCACUCCCGAGGUCCAUGUGUGUUUGGACAAGUUCCUGGCUGCCCUGGCUCGCGCCCUGGCUGAGAAGUACCGAUAAACUGGGAAAGGACGCAGACAGCAGACAGCGAACAGGCAGCUUGGAUACUCUCUGUCAGUCUGAAUAUACGAAUAAA
Molecule: messenger RNA, 532 nt
Organism: Cheilinus undulatus (humphead wrasse)
Lineage: Eukaryota; Metazoa; Chordata; Actinopteri; Labriformes; Labridae
Product: hemoglobin subunit alpha-2
Exons: 3
Coding region: 22-456 (144 amino acids)
Biological process (GO): oxygen transport; hydrogen peroxide catabolic process
Cellular component (GO): hemoglobin complex; haptoglobin-hemoglobin complex; blood microparticle
Molecular function (GO): heme binding; haptoglobin binding; organic acid binding
Source: RefSeq, a predicted model, not a curated record